CAGUCUUCGGGGUAUAUGAAGCAGCCUAUUGCCACUAGAAUCAUCGAGUUCCCAUUGAAACUCAUCAUGGCGAAUACGUGCAACAUAUUUGCGGCUUUUGCUGUUGCCUUCCUGGCAUCCUUGUCUCUGAGUUCAGCUUUCGUGAAUCAAGACUUUGAUAUACCUCAAGACUUUCAAAAGAAUUCUGAUCUAGAGCUACAACCGUUUUAUCGACAAAAAAGGGAAGAGAAUGCUUAUCUCGUGAAAAAGCAUGACUCUUUGGAGUUGGAAGAAUUAUCAGAAUCUCAAACCGUCCACGAUAGAAGGGCGACCGCGGAAGAAACAAAGAAGUUUACGGAUGACAGGAAGAAUAAUACUGAAGAAGAUGCUAAGGAUGAUAUACUUUCGUACAAGAGUAUGCACGAUCUCAUCCAAGCAUUCAUUCUCGCGGAUGAGCAAGAUAUUGCUAUGAGACUGCAACAAUUGCGAGAAAUAGAGAAUGCCACGGAAUCUGAGAAACUUAGCAAUUUAUCGAAACGUCAAGCAUCCGCAUCCGCAGCUGCAGCCGCAGCCGCAGCUAGCAAUCUCCUGGGAGCGAAUUUGUGGGAACCUGUUCCUCUGACCGAUCUGGAUGCUCAUUCUUGUGAAGCUGAAGCCGGCGAAUACGGUCACGUGCAUUUGUCAGGUCUGGUCGUGCACGAGUUCUUCUGCGAACUGAGAAAAUUCUGGCACUAUUUCUUGAUUAUUGUACGAAACUUAAGAGAGGGACUUACCUUGGGACCACUGAUCGCCGAGGGAGUCAUCGAAGGCGGUCACGGCAUUUUGAACCUCUUGUUCCAUCAUACCCCGCGAUUUCUCCACACCGUCAUCAGAGAGCCCCAUCACCUGCUGAUUUUGCCCGACAUAAUCCGAGACGCCAUACCGUUCCAUAGCGUUAUACACGCUAUUCACCGACUCGUACAUGUCGCCCUCAAGGUGGUGCACUUUGUGCGCGAACUGCUCUGGGUACAUAUUAGGCACUUUAUCGGACACUUCUUCCACUUACAUCAUAUUGGUUUGCAUCUAAGGGAGAGACUGCACGACUAUGGACUAGCAAAAUUGCAUCACUUGUAUGGAUACGGUUCGAUGGGUCCGUGUGAAGAGGAGAUUGUCGGUGGACCGGUUGUAUCCACGGCGACAUCCGCAGCGGCAGCGGCGUCGGCGACAGCAACAGUCGCUGACAAUGGCGCGAUGUUUGCCCCAGACUAUCACAACUCGCUAGCGGAAGUGUUAUCUUCUUUCCGUGGCAUCUAUGAUGGCUACCACGCAUCUGGAAUACCUCAUCUAGUCAGAACUGGCUUGCAGAGCAUCUCCACAUCCUCGGUGUACACUAAAAUAACUUCGUAUUUGUCCAAUGUGCCAUCAUAUUUGACUAAUGUAGGUUCGUAUCUGUCCAACAAACCAAAUCUGAAUUUCGGUAGCGGUUCUACGCUGCUUGAACAAGGUCCAAUAGUAGGCCCGGCAAUCGCCCCUGUUGAAACCGUGAGUUCUUCGGCAUCCGCCAGCGCUACCGUUACUGAAACACAACCAAUGUUUUCCGCCGCACCCCUGAUUUCCGCGGUACCAAACAUAGUCUCUUCGGUGCCGUUUGUUCCCUCUUCCGGUGCUGCAAGCGCAGCGGCCACAGCGGCAGCGGCAUCGGCAGCGGCGGCGGCAUCAGCAGCAUCAGCAUCACCGGUGGUAUCCAGCUACCGAAUCGCCCCGCGAGUUUACGCUCCAGUUGAGGUCGAGGAAUCCGCUGUGCCUUGCGCACCUGUCAUCGAACCCGCCCUAUCAUCAGGAGUCAUUUCGGAAACCAUUGAAAACACGGUAUCCGAGAGUAGUUCCUCGAGCGUAUCUGUGGCUUCGCCAGAAGUCGCUGUAUCAGGUAUCCCACUGGAAAAUACUGCAGCGGCUGCUUCCGCUUCCGCGUCCGCCUCUUCAGCUUCGGACGUCAGCCCAGUGAUCAGUGCUGCUCCAGGGCCGUUCAGCCUGCCUUACUCGCUAAACAGAUACAAUUCCAGGCCCAUCUUGUCCGCUGUCAAACCCGCAAGCACCGCGUCCGCCUCCAGCAGCGCGUCGGUCUCUUCGGGCGGCAACUUGAUCGAGCCGGGUCAAUAUAGAGGACUCGACUUGAAUCUCGGCGGCAGAAUUCCGCUCAGAUCCCGAAUUCUCCCUACAGCUCUUCAUUCUGUAGCCCCUUCGUCGGCUGCCGCCGCAGCAUCAUCGGUUUCCGGAGGUGCCGCCGCUGCUAGCUCGGCCAGCUCUGUCUCGGGCGGCCUCAAUUUUGUCUUGCCCAGGCAGCAUAUCAUCGGCGCACUAGGUCAUGACUAUCUGACACCGGGCGAUCUUAUAUCGAUUGCCCUGAGGAAUAAGGCGAUCCUGGUAGGCCGCGUACUGGACGGUGAUAGUCCGAUCAAUUUCAGCUUCCUCAGACCGAGUUUGCGCGCUUCCCUUCUCCGUCAUGGUGGACGUGUCUGGAAUCUCUCACCCCGGGACUUCCGAGAUCCCGAAUGCGUCCGUAGACUUAAUAGUCCUUUUCUGUUGCGUCAUGCCCUUUAGAUUUUAUACAUUAUAUAUUUCAUAACUAGUCCUAAAUCAUUAUCAACUAUCGACAUGUAUAUACCAAAUAAUUGUAAUCGAUCGAUUCCGAAUAAAGAUGUAUUCUGAAA
Messenger RNA from Formica exsecta, 2669 nucleotides. RefSeq lists its product as uncharacterized. Lineage: Eukaryota; Metazoa; Arthropoda; Insecta; Hymenoptera; Formicidae. The record is from RefSeq and is a predicted model, not a curated record. The coding region runs from base 16 to 2559 and encodes 847 amino acids. The transcript is spliced from 3 exons.